AUGAGCGUCCUCUCAAGGUCUUGGGAUGCCGUUGAGUCGCUGUGGGCCAGCCCAAAAGCGACGAAUCUGAUGCUGCAGGAGCUUCAGAUGCUACUUUGUUUGGGGCCUUUGUUGCAGACGGACCUCAGGUGCGACUAUGACGGGUCAGUAACCUGCUCGGACGCUUCGGAGACAGGUGGGGCCGCUGCUCAAAGCGUGCGGCUCAGCUGGUCAGGUCGCUCUCUUGUAGGUUCCCUACAAAGUUCAUGGAUGCGGCCCAUUGAGUAUCCCUUCCUCAUUAUAUCCAUCUUUAAUGGGGUCGGUGGUGCUUUCCGCCUGUAUGACGUGCUGGGGGUCCAGCCCCUCGGGCGCAUCAGUGUGGAAAUUUCAAAGGACGCCAACCGCGUCACUAGGUGCACGUGGCCUGGCGUGGAAGAACUUUUGGAUAUUGAGGAGCUGACCAAGCAGGACGUGCAGAGAUGGGCAAAUAUGUACCCACGGGCGCUAGAAGUGCACCUGUGGGCAGGCUUCCCCUGUGUGCACCUGUCCAGGGUACGUGCCUAUCGACAAAACCUACAGGGCCAAGGUUCUCGUCUAUUCUGGAAGUUAUUGGAAGUACUGCAAUGGGUACAAGAAGUGUUCGCUGGCCAUGCGGCCGUGCGGUUUUGCAUCGAGAACGUCGCUUCCAUGGACGAGGCGGCCAGGAAAGAGAUCAGCUCCCAUCUUGAUGUACAACCAGUUAAGUUGGACCCCUCAGACACCUUGCCUUUCAAUAGGCCAAGGCUGGCCUGGUGUUCUGAGACCUUGUACGAGAUGGAGGAGCUCAGCCUAUGGACUGAAGGGGACUAUAUCAGGGCAUACGUGGAGAACGGGUCGGUGGAGACGAAGCAGUGGAUUCGCCCUGGUUGGUCCUGGCCUGGAGGGGAUACCGGGGAGUGCAAGACCCUGGACUCAACCGAGCGUGAGCUCUUGCUGGGUCUGGGACCCGGGCAUACGAGCACCUGCCGAGCAGCAUCGGUAGCUAAGGCCAACUGGACGGCUUACGAGGACAGCAGGAAGAGUUUGUGCGGUGAUUCCUUUGCGGUCUCAUCGUUCGCUAUCAUGGCAUCAGCAAUGUGUGCGAGCUGGGCACCGCGAAUGAAGCCAUCGCAAAUUAUCAACAGGUUGGGGCUGGCCCCAGGGGCCUCAGCCCAUCCUUCUAUUCGAGUUCCACUUGGACGUUGGUUGGCCUAUGGAGGAGACGCAGACCAAGACUAUCCAGAAGAUCAACUGGUGAGGCAACUGGGCGCCGUGCGGGGACUCGACUGCGUGACUUUUCAAUCACGAGUCAAACCCGCCAUAGGCAUCCUGCCGUAUUUGGAAGCGCAACCCCACUUGCACCAUCUGGAUGAGGUUAUCAGUGACUGGAUUGAAUGGCAGUGGGUCCGUGGAGAGUCUGUGGGGCUGAUCGCUGACGCGCUCUCUGGACUCCACUUUUAUUGGCCCGAAGUUGGAGGUCAUUUACGUGGUGCUUGGAGACUUUUCAAGCAAUGGAGAAAAAUCGAAACCCCCUGCCGUGCUCCGCCCCUGACUCAGGAGCUGGCACGGGCUUUUGUGGCCAAAGCAGUAUCCUCCAAUGAAAUCGCUCUCGCCACCCUCAUUGCGCUGGGCUUUCACGGGCUACUCCGCACCGGAGAGCUGUUGGCGCUGAGGUUUGGUGAUAUUGAAUUCAAUCAGGAGUGCGGGGUGGUUAGCCUACACCAGUCUAAGACCGGGCUGCGCACAGGUAGUCAAGAAGCCAUAGCUGUCCGAGAUCGGCUCACUUUGCAGUUGCUGGACACCCUGGUGUCGUUGCAGCGGCCGUCUCCAGGGACUCCGCUGUGGCCUCGAUCCGCACAAUCUUUCCGUGCCAGCUUUCGAGGUCUCUGCAACUUCUUCAAAGUGGACGGGCUUAACUUUAAACCUUACUCUCUUCGUCGAGGAGGAGCUACAUACUUACUUCAAAACAACACCGCGCUGGAAUCGAUUCUCGUGCGUGGUAGAUGGAGGAGUUUAUCUGUUGCGCGCCUCUACCUACAGGAUGGCCUGGCGCAAAUCCCGGGUCUACGAAGCUCUGCGGGUCAACACAGGGUGAUCAGUGCAUGGGCGAGUAAGACCCCGGUAACGGCCUUUCGGCCAUGGCAAAAGCUCAGUGACAUCUAUGUGCUGGAGCUUUUUGCUGGAACAGCUCGACUGACCCGUAGUUUCAAACGAAAGGGGUUCAAGGGGCUGGCUUUUGACAAAUCCUCAAAGAGGGCAGAAGGUCAGAAUGUUUUGGAGUUCGACUUGUCCAAUUUGGAAGAAGUGAACUCACUUUUACGUUUCAUCAAGGCACGAGCUAAACAGAUAGCUCGAGUGCACAUGGCACCGCCGUGUGGAACGGCUAGCCGGGCUAGGGGAAAGAGAUUGCGCUUUCUUAAAGCCCUCAACAUCAAAGAGCCGAAACCACUGAGGGAUGACCAUCACCCAGACGGGUAUCCGUGGCUGAAAGGCACAGACAAGUUGAGAACUGAAGCAGCAAAUUUGUUGUAUGAAACCACAGUUCUCAUUGCCCAAGUCGCUAUCGAAUACAACAUUGCUAUUACCAUUGAGAAUCCGGCCAACAGUUUGAUGUGGGCACAAAAGCUCAGAUCGGCAGAUGCAGAGUUGUUGAACGAAGCGCCAGUCCAUCUACGUGGAUUGCUCAAAGGAAAGAGACUUGCGUUGUGGCAGGAAAUGGUCGACUUUUUCGACUACCCGGACAAGAGGUUGGUCAACGAUAUUUUGCAUGGCUUCCCCAUCACUGGAUGGAUGCCAGAUUCAAACGUUUUUCCGAAGGAAGUCAAAGAGCCGAGCCUUGAUGUGGACACAUUAGAGUCGCUGAGCAAAGGGAUGAACGCACAUGUCAAAGCCAAGGUCCUAGCAGCCGGCUCCAACGAGAUGGCAGCAAUCACAUGGGCAGAGACGAGCAAGGAACUGGAGGAAGGUUGGAUGGAAGUUGACAAGGGGCAAGGUGACAACGCAGCCUGGGCGAUGCGUUUUGGUUUGCAACAAAAGGAGAAGGUGAGGGUCAUUGAUGACUUCAGCAUUGCAGGAGUCAACCAAACGACUGGCAUGAAUGAGAGGCUGAAGAUUUUUGGCAUUGACGACAUUGCCGCGCUCCUUGCGCACUCACUGGAUUCCAAUGGGGAUAAACAGCACCCCAAAAUGUUGGGGAAGACAAUUGACUUGCGCAGCGCCUACAAACAGUUUGGGAUAUGUACGGAAGACAGGCAACGCAUUCGUGUUGCUACGUGCGAGCCUUCUGCCUCUGAACUUAUUCUUCUCAUGGUCAACUCGUUGCCUUUUGGCGCGACUGGGAGCGUUGCUGCUUUUCUUCGCAUAUCCAUGUUUUUGUGGUAUGUAGGAAUGGCUGGGCUCAAAUUGGCUUGGACUGCAUUCUACGAUGACUACACACUGAUCAGCCGAGAAGACUGUGCGAAAAAUGCGAGCUGGGCAGCUGAAUGCCUGUUUGACGUGUUAGGAGUUUUGUUUGCGAAGGAGGGCAAGAAGGCCACACAGUUUGACACACGUUUCAAUUCACUUGGAGUUGUUUUUGAUUUGCAAUGCAUGGUCGACAGACUGGUCUUUGUGGGGCACACGGAAUCCAGGAGGACAGAACUUGCUGAGUCAUUGAGAGACAUGCUUGAGAAGGGUCCCGGUCCUGGUGGUGAUGGUCAGCCUGAUGGGAAGAAGAAUGGCCCGGCCACCGAGAAAGGGCAGAAACAAGACCCUGAUGAAAUAGCAAUCAAAAACAUUUGCGACGCGAUGACCUUGAAGAAAGAGGAGAUCAUCGUUCCGCUCAAAUUCUUCAUCGGCAACAAGCUGCAAUUUCCUUUGAUGAUGCAUGAUGCAGUGCGGGAUUCCUUGACCAGCAUCAUGGACAUGCCAAAAAGUCCAAAGACGGUGUUUGCGACUGUGGAAAACCUCCGUUUGUUUACAUCUUUGAGAGUUCGCUACUUGCUCGUCGUCAUCAAGGAAACUUUGGGCAUGCCUGACAUGCGCAUCAGUGACAUGGAUAUGAACAAGAAAACGAUGUUGCUGGAACUUUGCGACGCUCCCAUGGGACAUGACUGGUUUGAUCUUCUGGUGACGUUCGACUCUAUCCAGUUUGACCGUUUCUGGGUGAAGGAGUGGGCUACCCUUCUCUCUUGCUGCAGCUGUGCAGCAAUCAUGAAAAGGUCCAAGGCCAUGCACAGCGUGCAGACUGUGGACGCACCAUCAUCUUCACCGCAGCAGAGCAAAAAGAUGCUGGAUGUUGAGUCUGUCCAGUAUGUGAAGAAGCAAGGUGACGGUGACAAAGACCUCAAACGUUCCAAGGAGACCGAGGGCUCCAAGGAUGGUGCCAAAGAUGAUGAUGUGCAGCAGUCAGGCAUCAAGAGGAAAAACUCUAAUGUCCAACCUGAUGAUUCAACAUCGCUUUCAUCUGGGAUGACAUUGCUCCAAGCGAAUUGCUACAAAGAUUCGGACCUGAUCAAGAAAUUGGAGAUCUUGGAUGCAUCGCCAGAAGCUGAGAUGUUGGGCUUCACCGACAAGACUGAGUUGGACACCGUCUUUUGCAAGGUUUUGGAACGAAAGCUUGAAGUGCUGCAGUGGGAGCUCUUCAAGCAUGCUGAAGUCGGCUCCAACUUGGUUGUGCUCAACAUCGCAGACAAGAAGAACUUUGUGAGGGUGAAAGUGCCAUGUGGUGACAUCUGUUUGCCAUUUGCGGGACAGGUGUCCAGGGCAAAUGGGAAAGGUGCCAUUUUCUUCUGCAAAGUCUUUGGCAUGUCCUUCUAUGUUCAACCACGAUCAGAGGGCAUGAACUCCGACGUAGUCAUUCCAGCUUGGUCUUCAAAACCAGUGAGCAAAGCAUGUGACAGCUUCUUCGUUCAGAAGAAGAGGGAGUACCAGAUCUGUCUGGAGUUGCCCCAUGGCCACAAACCUGAGGGAAUUUGUUUCCACUUUGCCGAGUCGAAAGAGGCGCAAGAAGCUCUGGAAGCGAAGUGCAACCAAGCUGGGUCGACGUUCUGUUACUUGACUUUCGGGGCGGGUUGGAUUGAUGCCUCCUUGCAGUGCCUGCAGCCCAUCGAGAACUUGAUGGAGAAACUCACAAGUGAUCAUGAGAAGGCAAAGGAGAAGGCUGAGAAAGCUGCGAGGACACUCGUUCAAACAGCCGUGAGAAAGAAUGCCGCUGCGCAGAGCAAAGAUGCAAAGAAGAGAAAAAAGGAUGCUGCCAAUGAUGCUGUUGCCCGGUUGGAGCUUGAAGCAACCUUGGCCCAAGAGGCAUUGGACAAAGCAAAUCAAAAUCAAAACCAAGAGGAGAGUGUGAAAGCAGCAGUUGAGAAGGCUUUGGCGGCUUGCAAACUUCCAACCCAUGUCAAUCUGACCGUUCUGAACAAGACCAUGGCGGAUGCGGAGACCAGCAAGACCGCUGGCACUGCUGCCAUGGAAUCAAAGCUGCGGGAAGCGCAGGCAAAAGUUCUUGCGGCCAGAAAUGGUGGCAGCGCUGGCAGCUGCAGUGGUGGUCAGUCGUCAGAUGAUCAAGAUGUGGCAGCCGGAGCCCUGGGAUUACAAGCUGCGAUUGUGGCUCUUCGCCGCUCCGGUUCUUUGGCUCCACCUGUCAAGAAGACUAACAAGGGGAACAAAAGCUUGAAGGAGAUCGAAGGUGAGAUGCGUAGGUUUGGGAAGCACCUGCUAAAAUAG
Messenger RNA from Cladocopium goreaui, 5700 nucleotides. NCBI's taxonomy places the organism in Eukaryota, Dinophyceae, Suessiales, Symbiodiniaceae. The record is from the annotation of a GenBank genome assembly.